Molecule: messenger RNA, 2055 nt
Organism: Chelmon rostratus (copperband butterflyfish)
Lineage: Eukaryota; Metazoa; Chordata; Actinopteri; Chaetodontiformes; Chaetodontidae
Product: mitochondrial glycine transporter A-like
Exons: 8
Coding region: 423-1280 (285 amino acids)
Biological process (GO): glycine import into mitochondrion
Cellular component (GO): mitochondrial inner membrane; mitochondrion
Molecular function (GO): glycine transmembrane transporter activity
Source: RefSeq, a predicted model, not a curated record
CCUGUUUCAUGUCUGCAGCGCGGAGCUCUGGAGACGGUCAAUUGUUUCUGUGCUCGAGUCUUUACAGGCGGUCAGGAAGUUUGACGCUGACAUUUAAUUUCGUUGGUGGUGUUUUUAGGGUCAUCGACGGAGGGAGAAUUUGACAGCGACAAAGUAGUGAAGCGCGUAUCCGGUGCCUUGUCAGAGGGAAGCGACGAAGAAGAAGAAUAUCGUUUUAAUCACACAGGGGGGGCUUUCAAAUAAGCCUCAUGUAUACUGUGUAUUCACCUGCUGUUUGCGUGUUUAUUGAACGCUUUUGAAGAAUGCAAGGAUUAUGCUAGAAGCUAACUAGUGGCUGCAGACUCGCUACAGAGGGUGUGUGUACGUUAGAGCGUGAAAAAUCAAUAAGCUGAAAAGCUGAAGCGCCAUUGUCCUGAAGAACUAUGGAACUGUCACUGGCUCACCCGGCUAUCAAAGCCUUCAUGUGUGGCUCCGUCAGCGGCACCUGCUCCACCCUGCUUUUCCAACCUCUCGACCUGGUCAAGACCCGUCUGCAGACUCUGCAGAGCAACAUGCAGCCUGGUUCCGGCAAAGUGGGGAUGGUGACUGUGCUGCUGAGCGUGGUGCGCACAGAGAGGCUGCUGGGACUGUGGAAAGGAAUUUCACCGUCCUUUGCUCGGACCAUCCCAGGAGUGGGGAUCUACUUCAGCACCUACUACUCUCUAAAGCAGCACUUCUUCCAGGACACAAGCCCAGGGGCCAUGGAGGCCAUGCUGAUGGGAGGUGGUGCCCGGACGGUGGCGGGGGUCUUCAUGCUGCCGGUCACUGUCAUCAAGACACGCUAUGAAUGUGGCAGGUACAGCUAUGGCAGCGUGACAGGGGCUCUGCGCAGUGUGUGUCGGACUGAAGGUCCUGCUGCUCUGUUCUCUGGCCUGAUGGCAACUCUCCUCAGAGAUGUUCCUUUUUCUGGUAUCUACGUCAUGUUCUACAGCCAGACCAAAGCCUCGCUGCCGAAAGAAAUCAGCACGUCUGCCUCCGCCCCACUGGCUAACUUCAGCUGCGGGAUCCUGGCGGGUAUAUUGGCCUCCCUGAUCACCCAGCCCCCCGAUGUGGUGAAAACACACGUCCAGGUGAAUCCACAGCUGAGGACAGCAGAGGCUACCAGAUACAUCUACAUGGAACACGGACUCCAGGGGUUCUUUAGAGGGGCAGUUCCACGGGCGCUGAGGAGGACCAUGAUGGCUGCCAUGGCGUGGACAGUGUACGAGCAGAUGAUGGCUCAUGUGGGACUGAAGUCCUGAAGGGGAGAGCUGAUGAGACGCUUGUGAAAGAAAGACGAGAAAAAAAGUCAAGCCAGCAGUGAGUGAACAGGAAGGAGCUGCUGAAGUGCAGCUGAGCCUCACAAUGUUUUGCCCGUAAGAGCAACAAAGACCUUCAGUGACUUACAGCAUUUCGCCGUAACAAGAGAUGCAGACUGGUGAUUUGAAGAAAGCGUCCACUUUUUGUCUAAAUGACUAACACGCACUUUAUAAGAGAGAUGUGGAGAAUUUGCUCUCUGAAAUGUGCUCUGCUGGGUUAUGGCUGAUUUUUUCGGCCAAUGCUUAUUAACUCUUUAAAAUAACAAAGGUUUGCUUUGACAUUCUGUAUUGCACUACAAGUUGUGUCUGAUCCUUCAUGAGUGUUUGGACUGGAACGUUCCACUUUUUGGAAAGGCCUCAGCGGGAUUUCCUGCCUUUCAGAUUAUGUGCACACAAUCUCAAAGAGUGCAGUGACACAAAUGAUCAUUACUCAAGACAGCGUCCUAGAUACGGCUCAGGCUUCUAUAAUGCACUUUAACCCCCUGCAGUCCUUUCAUGGCACAAUUUAAAACCCAGAAGCUUGUAAAUGCCUUUCCAAUAACACAGUGUAUGUUUAUAUUCUGAUAUUGUUUGUAAGACUAAAUAAUAUGCGCUUGUAGUAAAUUAAUCUGCCUUAAAAUGCAAUGAUUUCUGUUUUGAUAUUUGUUCAAGUGUAUUUUCGUGCAAAGGUAUUGACCCCUGUUUAACUGUUCUGCCUUUUUAAGGAUGUUUAAGAAAA